This is a messenger RNA of Tribolium madens (black flour beetle), 1516 nucleotides long. RefSeq names its product spindle assembly abnormal protein 6 homolog. The record is from RefSeq and is a predicted model, not a curated record. NCBI's taxonomy places the organism in Eukaryota, Metazoa, Arthropoda, Insecta, Coleoptera, Tenebrionidae. The coding region runs from base 146 to 1462 and encodes 438 amino acids. The transcript has 6 exons.
GCAAUUUUCUUGAGCCACCCAGUACAUUACAAACCUUUAAGUUGGUAUUACCAUUGGCAACAUCAAUUCCCCCAUGCCUCUUUCAAAAAACCAACAUAACCCCAAAUGCUUUGUGUUUUUUUUUUUUUAAUUUAAAUAGUCCUUGAUGGCACACAGGAACGCUCAUUGUUUAUACGACCACAAUCACAAUUUGCAAAUUUUCAAUAGAAAUGGUUUCAUCGAAAACCGGUGCGUGAACGUGAACGUGACCGAAUCAGCUGAGUAUAUUCAUAUAAAAGUGCGUGAUGUCUCCGAUUUUGUGUUUAACUACACGUCUCACAUUGAUUUAAGACACUUUGAGUUGAUGAGAAGUGAGCAAAGUUUAGAUAUUGAUUUCAAUGAAUUCAGAACGAAUUUAAUUGAUAUGUUGCAACAAGUGCAAACACACGAUAUGUUUUUAAAGUGUGAAAUUGACAGCAAUUUGGGUAAAUUAGUCUUUUAUGGGAAGUCCAAAAUCAAGUCAAUUAUUUUCCUAACAAUUGAUUUGCAAAUAACGAACCAGAAGGAGAUUUUUGAUGAGAUGAAUAGCAACAUUUUAGAAUUGCAAACAGCUAAUAAGAAUUUAGUUUCACAAUUAACAAUGUCACAAACUCGGUUAAGAGACAAAGACAACGAAAUUGAAAAGUUCAUUGUACUCAAUAAACAACUCGAAAAACGCUUCCUUAAAGACUUGCAAAAUCUGAAUUGUGUUUUUUCAACUAAACUACAAGAAUGUUCAGCUCUUCUAAUAACCAAAAUUCUGGCACUCACACAAAAAUUGCUGAAAUUAUACCAAGAUGUUGAAAUAGUCAAAACCGAAUCUCUCCUCAAGUCGGACUCAAGUGCUCGUUUAUUGCAAAGCAUGGAAAAUCUAAGACUUGAGUCGAUUGAAACAUCAAAAAUUGUCAAUGAACUGAAACGAGAAAACUGUAAUUUGAAAUCAAUACAGCUUAACAAUGAAAAACUCAUCACAGAUUUAAACAACACACUUCAGAAUCAAGAAGCUGAAUUUCGAGAACUGAAAAAACAAAGAGAUGAGUUUGAAAAAGACGUGAAACAAGCCACGUUGAUUAUAGCCCAAAAAACCACCGCCAAUGAAGAACUGGCCAGAGAUGUGGUCAAAGCGAACCAAAUGCUCGUCAAUUUCAAUCACUUAUUGGACACGAAGAAUCAAGAAAUUGAUGAACUCAAAAAUUCCAUCAGUCGACAAGAAAAAAUUAUCCAAGAGCAAAACCACAGGUUUCACGAAUUGUGUAAAGAGUUUGACGAAUAUAAAGCCGAAUACAACGUGGAAAGAAUCAAUAAAUUGUCACAAGAAUUGUUCACCGCCCAGAAAAAAGUCGAAGACGUUGAAAAAGUUAACAGGGAGACUGCUAAACUAAAUGAGCUACUUACAAGAAAAUUGGCGUCCGGUGAUUUUCCACGAAGGAAUUUUCUUUCAUAGCGUUAGAUUAAUUAUUGAUGUGCAAAUUUCCCAAAUAAAAAAAUAUUUAACACA